This is a messenger RNA of Arachis duranensis, 1356 nucleotides long. RefSeq names its product pentatricopeptide repeat-containing protein At3g26782, mitochondrial-like. Gene Ontology annotation, molecular function: protein binding; RNA binding. NCBI's taxonomy places the organism in Eukaryota, Viridiplantae, Streptophyta, Magnoliopsida, Fabales, Fabaceae. The transcript has 2 exons. Gene Ontology annotation, biological process: RNA modification. The record is from RefSeq and is a predicted model, not a curated record. Bases 1 to 1356 code for a protein of 451 amino acids.
AUGGAAGAUUAUAUUUCUCUAAAUGGAUUGGAAUUCGAUCUACAAGUCCAAACAUCUCUCAUACACUUGUACUCCAAGUGUGGAAGCAUCAAGAAAGCUCAAGAAGUAUUUGAAAAAGUGGCAGAUAAAGAUUUAACUGUUUGGUCUUCCAUGAUAUAUAGCUAUGCUAUUCAUGGGAUGGGGAAAGAAGCGAUUGACCUAUUUCGCAAAAUGACAACUACAGAAGGGAUAAUUCCAGAUGCUAUUGUUUACACCAGUGUUUUGCUGGCUUGUAGCCAUGCAGGGUUAGUAGAAGAUGGAUUGAAGUACUUCAUAAGUAUGCAAAAAGAUUUUGGAAUAACUCCUAAGAUAGAACAUUGCACUUGCUUAGUAGAUCUUCUUGGUCGAGUUAGCCGGCUUGACUUAGCAUUAGAUACGAUUCAGGGGAUGCCCUUGGAAGCACAAGUGCAAGCUUGGGCUCCCUUGCUCAGUGCUUGUAGGAUCCAUGGUAAUGUUGAGCUAGGGGAGAUUACUGCUGUCAAGUUACUAGAUCUUAGUCCUGGAAGCUUUGGAAAUUAUGUAUUGAUGGCUAAUUUGUACACCUCAUUCGGCAAGUGGAAGGAGGCGCAUGCAAUGAGAAAAUUGAUAGAUGGUAAAGGACUGGUUAAAGAAUGUGGGUGGAGCCAGGUUGAGAUCGGUGGUGGAUUUCAUACAUUUGCAGCAGGAAAUCCGUCACGUGUUCAGUUGGCCAAUAUCUAUAAGAUGCUAGAAGAUCUAAAUUUUACUCUUCAAGAAGGUAGAUAUGCAGGACAAGCUGUAACAAUGAAUAAUGACCCAGACCAAGGAAGCACUGAUAAUAGUACGGACUUCACCAUCAAUAAUAAUGAUGCUUCAGUGUUCUUGGAUGCUCAACAUUGUUGCAUCAUGAAAACCAGCUUAGAUUAUCUCUCCAGUUUGUCUGCUAAUGAUGGUUUAUCAGGAGCAAUGAGAGCAUUGAUAUCUGAAACUGCAACUGUGUUUGCACAUUGUAGUAGUAGCUACAUUGAAGCAAAUAUGAAAAUUGAGUCCACUGCUUCAGAACUGUCGAGAGCUGAUAACUUAAAAUCUGACCUUGAAAAUAAUAAGAAUCAGUUCAAUGAUAUGGUGGCGUCAGAAAAAGAGCUGCGGCAAAAGUUGGCACGUUUAGAGGAAAUGAAAAAGGAGCUAGAAAAGCAAAUCAGAACUACUAAUGCUAACAUCAUGGCUUCUCGAAAAGAACUGAACACGACUCGAAAGAGAAAGAGAGGUGUUUAUGUGGAAGGAAAAGCACUCAAAGUUCAAAUGGAUGUGAAGGAGAAAGUACCAUGUUUGCAACAUGACUUGGCAAAGGAAAACUAG